UUGGCCUCUAAAAAGCUUGGCGUGCUUUGCAGAGCGGGACAGUAUUUCAUGUCGGCACACCGCCUGCAACUUUACAAGGCCCAGGUUCGGCCUCACAUGGAAUACUGUUCCCAUCUCUGGGCUGCGGCUCCACAGUGCCAGCUCCUUCCACUUGACCGCAUCCAACGCAGAGCGGCUCGAAUCGUCGACGACCGAGCCCUUUCCGAUCGGCUCGAUUCAUUGGCACUGCGAAGAGAUGUUGCCUCCCUUUGCAUUUUCUUUCGCAUCUACCAUGGGGAGUGCUCUGAGGAAUUGUUCGGAUUAAUCCCAGCCGCCAAAUUUCACGAACGCACAUCGCGGCAGAACUCCCGAUACCAUCCACACCAUCUGGAUGAUUGGCGGUCCACCACUGUGCGAUUUAGAAGAUGUUUUCUUCCUCGCACAACUUCCUUGUGGAAUAGUUUACCACCAGCGAUUUUUCCGGACCGAUACGACUUAGGGACCUUCAAGAAAAGAGCCUACUCCUUUUUAAAAGGCCGGCAACGCAUCUGCAAUUCCCCUGGUGUUGCGGUUGUUCAUGGGCGGCGGUAG
Messenger RNA from Parnassius mnemosyne (clouded apollo), 570 nucleotides. Lineage: Eukaryota; Metazoa; Arthropoda; Insecta; Lepidoptera; Papilionidae. The record is from the annotation of a GenBank genome assembly.